Molecule: messenger RNA, 2566 nt
Organism: Xenopus tropicalis (tropical clawed frog)
Lineage: Eukaryota; Metazoa; Chordata; Amphibia; Anura; Pipidae
Gene: qars1
Product: glutaminyl-tRNA synthetase 1
Exons: 24
Coding region: 74-2392 (772 amino acids)
Biological process (GO): glutaminyl-tRNA aminoacylation; translation; tRNA aminoacylation for protein translation
Cellular component (GO): cytosol; aminoacyl-tRNA synthetase multienzyme complex; cytoplasm
Molecular function (GO): nucleotide binding; aminoacyl-tRNA ligase activity; glutamine-tRNA ligase activity
Source: RefSeq, a predicted model, not a curated record
UCGAUUUUUUUCCGCGACUGACUCUGACUUGCCAUUGGUUGCUCUGCCUCUUCCCCCUUUUCCCGGUUCUAAGAUGGCUGCCGAGUCGCUGUCCCUCUUCACAGCCAUCGGUCUUAGUGAGCAGAAGGCUCGGGAGACCCUAAAGAAUGAGGCACUUAGCUUGGUGCUACGGGACGCGAUCGUACAGGCCCAGAAAACAUUGGGUCCAUCUGUUGACAAGGUGACAGGAACUCUUCUGUACAAUGUGGCUACUCGCCUUAAGGAUACAAAGCGUUUGGGCUUUCUGGUUGAAUACAUAGCCAGCAAGAAGAUUACUACAGAUCUGCAGUUAAAUGCUGCCCUGGACUAUGUCAAAGCUCACCCAUUGGAUCCCAUUAACACCAGUCAUUUUGAGAAGGAGUGUGGUGUGGGGGUGACUGUUACGCCAGAGCAGAUAGAAGAAGCUGUGGAAGCUGUGAUUCAGAAAUUCAAAGCACCGUUGCAGGCAGAACGCUAUCGCUUUAACAUGGGCUUGUUAAUGGGGGAAGCCAGGAACCAACUGAAAUGGGCAGAUGGGAAGAUUAUCAAGAAUGAGGUGGAUAUGCAGGUUUUGCACUUACUUGGCCCAAAGACCGAAGCCGAUCUAGAAAAGAAACCAAAGGUGACAAAGCCAAAAGCUGCAGAGCCAGAGAAGAAAGGCAAUGCCACCGUGAAUGGUGAAGUGAAAAUCGAGUUGGCAUCUCUGAUGGAGCAGCUAAGAGGAGAGGCCCUUAAAUUCCACAAACCCGGUGAGAAUUACAAGACUGAGGGGUACGUGGUAACACCGAAAACAAUGGAGCUGCUAAAGAAACAUCUGGAGAUCACAGGAGGACAGGUCAGAACUCGCUUCCCUCCAGAGCCAAAUGGCAUUUUGCACAUUGGUCAUGCCAAGGCCAUCAACUUCAACUUUGGAUAUGCCAAGGCAAAUGGAGGCAUCUGCUUUCUUCGUUAUGAUGACACCAACCCGGAAAAGGAGGAAGAGAAGUAUUUUACCGCCAUUAAGGAUAUGGUAGAGUGGCUUGGUUACAAGCCCUACGCUGUUACGCACGCCUCCGAUAACUUCGACCAGCUGUAUGAGUGGGCUGUGGAACUCAUUAGAAGAGGCCAUGCAUAUGUUUGCCAUCAAAAAGUUGAAGAAAUUAAAGGUCACAACCCCCCGCCUUCCCCAUGGAGGGAUCGUCCAAUUGAGGAAUCUCUUCUGCUUUUUGAAGGUAUGAAAAAGGGAAAAUUUGCUGAGGGGGAGGUAACACUGAGGAUGAAGCUUGUUAUGGAAGAUGGGAAAAUGGAUCCGGUUGCAUAUCGGAUCAAGUACACACCGCAUCACCGCACUGGGGACAAAUGGUGUAUAUAUCCAACCUAUGACUACACUCACUGUCUCUGCGAUUCUAUUGAACAUAUAACUCACUCUCUCUGCACUAAGGAGUUUCAGGCUAGGCGAUCAUCUUAUUUCUGGCUGUGUAAUGCAUUGGAUGUUUACUGCCCUGUGCAGUGGGAAUAUGGCCGCUUGAACCUGCACUACACUGUCGUAUCAAAGAGGAAGAUCAUCAAACUGGUGGAAACUGGAGCUGUCAGGGACUGGGAUGACCCUCGUCUCUUCACACUGACAGCUUUACGCCGCAGAGGGUUUCCACCAGAAGCCAUUAAUAACUUCUGUGCGAGGGUGGGGGUGACUGUAGCACAGACUACAAUGGAGCCGCACUCGCUGGAGGCGUGCGUCAGGGAUGUGCUAAAUGAGACCGCCCCAAGGAUAAUGGCAAUACUGGAACCCCUGAAAGUAACCAUAACAAAUUUCCCUACGGAGAAAGCCAUUGAUGUCUCUGUUCCAAAUUUCCCAGCGGAUGAAUCUAAAGGCUUUCAUGUUGUUCCCUUCUCCUCCACUGUCUACAUCGAAAAGUCAGAUUUCAGAGAGGUAAUGGAGAAGGGAUAUAAGCGCCUAACCCCAGAACAGCCGGUAGGCCUCAGGCACGCUGGAUAUGUUAUCUCUGUGCAAAAUAUUGUAAAGGACCAAAGUGGCAAUGUUAUUGAGCUGGAAGUUACCUGUAUGAAGACAGAUGUCGCCGAAAAGCCAAAAGCGUUCAUCCACUGGGUGUCUGAUCCGCUGCCAUGUGAAGUGCGUCUGUACGACAGGCUCUUCCUCCACAAAAGCCCAGAAGACCCAUCUGAAGUUCCUGGUGGAUUCUUAAGUGAUCUGAACCCGAACUCCUUAACGACAAUCCCCAACGCUUUAGUUGAUCAGUCCGUGAAGAAUGCCAAAGCCCUGGACAAGUUCCAGUUUGAGAGACUCGGUUAUUUCUCGUUGGAUCCAGACACUACUCCGGAAAAGAUCAUCUUCAACAGGACUGUUACCCUAAAGGAAGAUCCAGGGAAGUUGUGAUGUUGUGGCAAUGAGCUGGGAACGUAAAAACACCUUCACGUGCGACAGAGGCUGAACAGGAAUCCAGAACAACCGCUUGCCUUAAUUUAAAUCAACCCAUGGGGCUCAUUCUUUGGCAGACUUUUAGUAAUGUUUUCAACUACAGAAUAAUAAAAAUGAACAUAUUUAACAGGA